UGGAAUGCACCCUAAACCCUAUUACUAAAAACAAUGGGGACCAGUGUAGUCUGCUUGGAAACACAGUGACUGCAUUACAGAAAGUGGAUGGAAAUUAUCCUUCAUUACUUCUGGAUAGAAACUAACUUCAGAAGAUGAAGCUGCCAGCUUUCCACAUGUACUGCUCCUGCUAACUCCGUUCUUCAAAGAGAAGUUAUUCCUGCCUAGGAUCCCUCCAUGGUUGAAGUGUUCCAGCUUGGUUUUAUGUAGUAGUUUCGGUUCUGUUUCCAAUGAAGAACAGCUCGGGCACCAUGCUGGACCUCAGCUUCUUGACGGAAGAGGAGUAUGAUAAGCUCAUGAAUGUCCUGCAGCGAGAUGCGGAACUACAGAAGAAAGAUGGGGACCGCAUCAGACGUCUCCAAGGAUCGUUAAAAGAUGAAAAAAAGAAAAAAUUUGUCACCGGACAAUGGUUUCAGGAUGUCAAGUCUCGACGUUUCCAGGAAGACUUACAAGGCUCUGACUUACUUAGAGCGUCCAUUCGGAAAAAGCGAAAUGCAGCUCAAAGUGUAAGGAAUGGAAAAGGAGAUGAUUUCAGAGAAGCAAUACGGAAUCUAUCCACACAAGCGGAGCUUGACUCUCAGGGACAACCGAGUGCCAUGGAAGGUAACUAUGAUAGGACUGCCAGUGUGCCUCAUCUAAGGGUACAUUCAUCUUCACUACCUGAAUUAUCCACCCAGUAUGAACCAGAAAAGAGAACCCUGAAUGACAAUAAAACAGACAGUAUAAUUGAUGAAGAGCCAUCCCCAUCUUCUGAAACUAGAAACUUUCCUGAAGAAGGUGAAUGUGGAAGUAAUUUGUUACAGGACAGUGCACAAAGGAAGAAUUCAAUAUCAAAACCUGUUCCUCCUGCCAGAAAAAUAUAUUUUCCCGAGAGAAGUCUAACCGAAGAAAAUGUAAGCCCAAGUAAGAUACCAGUCAAAAGAAAAACAAGUCGAGACGUUUUAAAGACUGACAUUUCUCCACAAGAGGAUCAUUCAAGCAUCACGUCUAAGAGGACAGAAAAAUUAUCACAGUCCGGAUUAUCUUCCCCAGAAACAGAGUUGCCUAAAAAUGUCAAAACAAACUUUGAAGUUCAUUCAAUGAAAGAAAUUCAAGGAGAACAAGAGCCCGCACUAGACAAAGGCCAAUUUAUGUCUCUAAGAAAAUUUUGGGAAAAAGGAGCAGGGAAUUCAGGGAAUGCGGGUCCUGGCCAUUUAGAAGAGGAAUCACAAGAUACACAGAACAUAGAUGAGUCUGCAAUGUCAAACCACUCAGUUCCUAUACAAUCCACAACAAAAGUUAAUAAUGAGGAGAGAUCUGUACCGGAGUUUGCACAUCGAUUGAAGUAUUUCUCACAAAGACCUCAAGUUGUUUCCUCUAGUGAAGAUGAAAUGGUUCAUGUAGUUCCACAUAGAAAAACCCCAUCUUCAGUACCAAGGUCAACUUAUGCCAAAAGCAAGGGUUCAUCCAAUUCUAGAAGUGUCUCUGUAUCAGAAAGUAAUGGGACAACCUCACACAGUGAGGACAGCAGCGGAGUUAACCGCUCUUCUAAGAAAUCAAAGCUUCCAGUCAGAGCUUCUUCAGUGGUCAAGGAAAAUAAAGUUGAUCCUACUUCUUCUCAGAAGGACAAGCAACCAACUAUUUCUGUGCCAGAGGUAACAAACUCUGUCGAGGAAAUCAUUGUCCCACACAGCAAACCGGAAGUAACAGAGUCCCUCUAUAGCAGGGUUCAGAUUCUAAUCGAUACAGUGUCUUCUGAUGAAGACCACGAAGGUUCAGACCAAAAAUCCAAAGACGGAGACACAACGAGACAUGCACCAUUGGAAACAGAAAAUGGCCAGAGCGCUGAUGAUAACCCUGAGGAUGUGGUUCUAUCAAAGUCUAGCAAUGUUAGCAAUGCAAGAAGCAUGGUGAAUAUUUAUACAACUACAGAAACAUAUAACAAGCCAAACCCGUUAAAUCACCAGCUCCUGGAGCCGGAACGUGCUAAAGAGCUGAGCAAAUCCACUCCUGCCCUGCAUUCUGAGACUGAAUCUGACACUGCUUCUGAAAUUAGCUUCAACUUUAAGAGACACAGAAAGACCCUUAGUGGUGGCAGCAACUCUUCUGAUAUGGCAUCAGUAUCUUCUGUCAGUAACAGCGUGCUCAGCGUGUACAGUGGGGACUUUGGAAGUGUAGAUGCUCAGGGAACAGUUCAGUUUUCUCUGGAUUAUGAUGAGAAGAACCGUGAGUUCCAGAUAUUUGUGGCUCAGUGUAAGGACCUGGCUGUAGUGGAUGAGAAGAAAGGACGAUCAGACCCGUAUGUCAAGACUUACUUACUACCAGAUAAGGCAAGGAUGGGAAAGAGGAAAACAUCGGUCAAAAGAAAGACAACCAAUCCAAUUUACAAUGAAGUCUUAAAGUACAAAAUCGACAAAAUGGUGCUGCUGAUUCAGAAACUUAAUCUGUCUGUGUGGCACAAUGAUCCCCUUGGCAGGAACAGUUUUCUUGGAGAGCUAGAGAUCGAUCUCACUAGCUGGGAUUGGAGUAACACAAAGCCUAAUUGGUACACCCUGAAACCACGGAGUCUAUCUGCAAUGAAUGGUGUAGAUCAUCUUGGAGUUAUGAACUUGUCAAUUAGAUAUAUCCCUCCAGGAAGUCUUGGUCCAAAGCAUCCAGCCUCAGGAGAAGUCCAUAUCUGGGUGAAAGAUACUAAAGAUUUACCACAACUUAGACCUUCUGGAGUUGACUCUUUUGUAAAGUGCUAUGUAUUACCGGACACCAGCAAGAAGAGUUACCAGAAGACACGUGUCAUUAAGAAGGACUCAAACCCAGUAUUCAACCACACCAUUGUCUAUGAUGGCUUUCAUACCGAAGACUUAAAAGAUGCAUGUGUUGAGUUGACUGUCUGGGAUCAUGAAAAACUCAGCAAUCAUUUCCUUGGGGGCAUAAGACUUGGACUUGGUACAGGUUACAGUUACGGGAUUGCUGUGGACUGGAUGGACUCUACACAGGAAGAGGUGGCCUUAUGGCAGGAUAUGAUGAUGACCCCAAAUGAAUGGAUAGAAGGAUCCCUGCCCUUAAGAUCCUUGGCUGGAAGAAGGAAGUUCAAAUAAAAUUGCUGUUUGCAGACAUUUCAUGGUACUAGAACAGUAUAGAACUGUAUGUAUAUUUUGGGCGGGUGGAAAUUUUGUGUGAAUCUGCGUCAGUAGAGUGUAGUGGAGAUAAAACAACUUUUGGGAUUUUUUUUUUCCUGGUACGCUUGUUUUCUUGGUUGAAGAUUUUUUUUCUGUGAAUGUAACCUUAAAGUCCAGCAUUGGUACCUGCUCAUUCUGCAAAGAUGGGUGUGUAGAGAGGCAGUACAAUGGGCGGUACAGUUGUGGAGGCAACCAUGUGACUCCCAGGAAGUUCAAGAGCUGGUGCAUGGAUCAACGGUGAGCUUACACUUCAAAACCAGUGACGUGCCACGGGUUACUUUUCAUCGCCAAAGCACUUUAUUUUGGAUGUACUUUAAUGACUACCAUGAAUCUCCCUUGGAGGCAAAUAUUUGGCAGUACCUUCCCAUGGGGGAAGAUAUUUGGUAGAACCUUAUUUUUGUAUACUCCCACGCUUUCUCAAAAGGAUAAAGAAUACCGGAUUUUUGGCGUUUGGCUAUGGGUGGUGUCUAGCUGCCUAAGUAACAGAAGUUUAACAUUGAACAUUUGAGUGAGACAAAAAAUCAAGAACUUUUGUUCAUCCCAGACUUGAAGAUUUUGGUUAAGAUCUCAAAUGAUCUCCUGAUCUACUCGAUUUCAGUCAGUGAAGUCAUAGUACUUUGGUACAGGACUAACAAAAAGAAGAAAAAAGGCAUUGCAAAACAUAAAAUAGCAUAAAAAUAAUACAAAGAGCAAGCAGAUGAUUUGCCUUAUUUCCCAGUCACUGCCGUGAUGUCUGAGGAGAUGUAUGUGGACAUUAUUUUACAUUGUGGUUUGAAGAAAUUGCUUUAUUCUGUUCUGGAAAUCAAACCUAUGGUUGUAAAGUGCUUCAGUGUUGCACUUAACAUUGUGAAAUAGGGUAUAAAAAUAAAGUAAUUGUACAUGUUUUUUACUUUAA
This is a messenger RNA of Hyla sarda, 4089 nucleotides long. RefSeq names its product synaptotagmin-like protein 2. The transcript is spliced from 16 exons. Gene Ontology annotation, molecular function: small GTPase binding; neurexin family protein binding. NCBI's taxonomy places the organism in Eukaryota, Metazoa, Chordata, Amphibia, Anura, Hylidae. Gene Ontology annotation, biological process: exocytosis; intracellular protein transport. Gene Ontology annotation, cellular component: plasma membrane; exocytic vesicle. The record is from RefSeq and is a predicted model, not a curated record. The coding region runs from base 270 to 3113 and encodes 947 amino acids.